AUACAGCCACUUACAGAAGCAACCAGCAGUAGAAACGCAAAAAAGCACGAGUGGAAAUCCGUUUUUAUCCAAACUUCUUUCUAUUUAGAGGUGACAGGUGAAGAAGUAAGUGGUAGAUAAAGUUGUCUGUCGCUGUGGUUAGUGGUUCGUCCUGGAACGUUUCUCUGCUUGACGUCUCACCCUUAACCUCUGAAGUCUAACCUUGAGAGGCUUGCUGGUACAAACCUUUAACAGACAGACAGACCAACACGUCCACCUGAGAAGCAGGAUGCCUGAGCUGCCUGCUUUCCCCCAAAUGACCUUCCUGUUGCUUUGCAUUCUGGGUAUGACCUUGGUGACAUCUGGCUUCCCUCAGCCUCGACUACCUCUCAGAAGUUCUGAUGAUUCAGAUGAACCUAAACAAGAUGUCUGGGAUGUCCUCUUCCCCUCAAUCUCUCUCCGUGAUUGGAGCAUUCAAAUGAUGUCAGCGCCCAGCCUCGGAGCAGCAACCGAUAGCAAGGCCAGACUGAUGAGGGAGGCCUGGCUGUUUGCCCCCGAGAGGGCAGAGGCAAGUGUGGAGAGGCCAUGGCCUGCUGAAUGGUCAUCUCAGGGUGCCGGCGUGGUGAAGAGGAACAUGGUUGUGGCUGAUGAUGCUGCCUUCAGAGAGAAGAGUAAACUUCUCACCUCCAUGGAGAGACAGAAGUGGCUCAACUCCUACAUGCAGAAACUACUGGUGGUUAAUUCUUCAUGAUGAUUUAGUCUUUACAGCCCUUUUAUCAGAAAAUCAAACCACUCUCUGCACCCUGCACUGGCAAAAGCCUUUUACAGGUAUACCCUGAGUCUCUGGGUAAUUGCUCUGUCUUAUGAGACAAGAAGUUAGUGUAGUCAUCAAAAGUCAAUAACCCCUGCUGUAUUAUUAGUGCUUACAUCUAGCCUCUCAAAUUAAAAAUCUGUUUAUUGUAGCACUUUCACUAUUUAGCUUUCACAAAAGAUGGUUAAAUGAAUAAUCCAAAAAUAGGUUUUUUGGUGUUUGAACAUGCAUAAAUGUAAAGUGAGUUUGUUGGUCCUGCUGAAAAUAAUUUAGUGAUAUUCAGUUUGAUGAAUAAAGAUGCAAUUGAGGUUUUUGACAACUGUAGCAUGUGUUUGACUUUAUACAGUAGUAGUGAUGUAUGACAGCUGAAUUUAUUAGUUUUAUUGUUCUAAUAAACAAAACAAUUCUAAUCAUCUAUCUGUAUAUUUUACUCAAUUUAACUUCAGCCAAAAGCAGGAUGUAUGUGUUUGGUUAUCAUUAUUAUAUUUAUAUGUGUUUAAUAAUUGAAUUUAUUAUUUAUAUUUCUGUUUGUGUAUGGAUUAAAGUGAGCUUUAAAAGGUUUUUGUCGUGUUUUUUCACAUUGGACAGAGCCACGUUUCCCUCUGCUACCAGUCUUUCCGCUAAGACAGGCUAACCAUGCCCUAACUGCAGCUCAACUACUCACAAUGUGAGUACAAUGUAGUUGUUAAACACUCAUAAACAUUAUGAGGACACAGGUGUAUUAAUUCCAUAUCUCAAUGUCUCAAUAUCUUCAAUGACUUUGACUGCUGACCUUGUUAAUAUCAGCUGUAAUGUUUGAUGUAAUGUUUACUUUCAUUACAAGUCAUUUUGUGAAAUAGAUAAAUGUCUAAAAUAUAUAUUUUUUAAUUUGUCUGUAAUGUUAAUGUUUUGUUUUUCAGG
Molecule: messenger RNA, 1690 nt
Organism: Siniperca chuatsi (mandarin fish)
Lineage: Eukaryota; Metazoa; Chordata; Actinopteri; Centrarchiformes; Sinipercidae
Gene: pth2
Product: parathyroid hormone 2
Exons: 4
Coding region: 269-730 (153 amino acids)
Biological process (GO): neuropeptide signaling pathway
Cellular component (GO): extracellular region
Source: RefSeq, a predicted model, not a curated record